GCUGCAGGCAGGAAGAUGUCCAAGCCCCGCGCGGUGGAGGCGGCGGUGGCGGCGGCCCCGGGCCCGGAGAUGGUGGAGCGGAGGGGCCCGGGGAGGCCCCGCACCGACGGGGAGAACGUAUUUACCGGGAAGUCAAAGAUCUAUUCCUACAUGAGCCCGAACAAAUGCUCUGGAAUGCGUUUCCCCCUUCAGGAAGAGAACUCAGUUACACAUCACCAAGUCAAAUGCCAGGGGAAACCAUUAGCCGGAAUCUACAGGAAACGAGAAGAGAAAAGAAAUGCUGGGAACGCAGUACGGAGCGCCAUGAAGUCCGAGGAACAGAAGAUCAAAGACGCCAGGAGAGGUCCCCUGGUACCUUUUCCAAACCAAAAAUCUGAAGCAGCAGAACCUCCAAAAACUCCACCCUCAUCUUAUGAUUCCACCAAUGCAGCCAUCGCCAAGCAAGCCCUGAAAAAGCCCAUCAAGGGCAAACAGGCCCCCCGAAAAAAAGCUCAAGGAAAAACGCAACAGAAUCGCAAACUUACGGAUUUCUACCCUGUCCGAAGGAGCUCCAGGAAGAGCAAAGCCGAGCUGCAGUCUGAAGAAAGGAAAAGAACAGAUGAAUUGAUUGAAAGUGGGAAGGAAGAAGGAAUGAAGAUUGACCUCAUCGAUGGCAAAGGCAGGGGUGUGAUUGCCACCAAGCAGUUCUCCCGGGGUGACUUUGUGGUGGAAUACCACGGGGACCUCAUCGAGAUCACCGACGCCAAGAAACGGGAGGCUCUGUAUGCACAGGACCCUUCCACGGGCUGCUACAUGUACUAUUUUCAGUAUCUGAGCAAAACCUACUGCGUGGUUGCAACUAGAGAGACAAAUUGCCUAGGAAGACCGAUCAAUCACAGCAAAUGUGGGAACUGCCAAACCAAACUGCACGACAUCGACGGCGUACCUCACCUCAUCCUCAUCGCCUCCCAAGACAUGGCGGCUGGGGAGGAGCUCCUGUAUGACUAUGGGGACCGCAGCAAGGCUUCCAUUGAAGCCCUCCCGUGGCUGAAGCAUUAACCGGUGGGCCCCGCGCCCUCCCCGCCCCACUUUCCCUUCUUCAAAGGACAAAGUGCCCUCAAAGGGAAUUGAAUUUUUUUUUACACACUUAAUCUUAGCGGAUUACUUCAGAUGUUUUUAAAAAGUAUAUUAAGAUGCCUUUUCACUGUAGUAUUUAAAUAUCUGUUACAGGUUUCCAAGGUGGACUUGAACAGAUGGCCUUAUAUUACCAAAACUUUUAUAUUCUAGUUGUUU
Molecule: messenger RNA, 1272 nt
Organism: Gorilla gorilla gorilla (western lowland gorilla)
Lineage: Eukaryota; Metazoa; Chordata; Mammalia; Primates; Hominidae
Product: N-lysine methyltransferase KMT5A-like
Exons: 1
Coding region: 16-1038 (340 amino acids)
Biological process (GO): regulation of DNA damage response, signal transduction by p53 class mediator; regulation of transcription by RNA polymerase II
Cellular component (GO): nucleus; polytene chromosome
Molecular function (GO): histone H4K20 methyltransferase activity; transcription regulator activity; protein binding
Source: RefSeq, a predicted model, not a curated record